UCUUCGCACCGCGUCGAGACGUGGACACGCCUCUUCUGUACGUGGCAGCGACCAAAACUCUGCGAAACAUCAGAAACAUAACGGAGAAAUCUGACGAACCGGCUUCGGUACAUCUGUCUCGAGCUCGCUUGACCACUUUAAUCCCGAAAACGCUGAGGUUUUGCUGGAGGAUGGUGACACGUGUGAAGAUGUUAACGCUGCUCCUGGCGCUGGCGUGUCUCUCCUCUCCUACCCGAGCAGAAAUCUUCACGUCCAUCGGCCAGAUGACAGAUCUGAUCUUCACAGAGAGAGAGCUGGUCCAGUCACUGAAGGAAUACAUCAGAGCAGAAGAAACCAAACUAGAAGCUGUGAAGAGCUGGGCUAAUAAACUGGAUUUGUUGACACGAGCGUCCACAUCAGAUCCAGAAGGAUUCUUGGCUCAUCCGGUGAACGCUUACAAACUGAUGAAGAGACUGAACACAGAGUGGUCAGAGCUGGAGAGUCUUGUGCUUCAGGACCCAUCAGACGGUUUUCUGUCUAACAUGUCAGUACACAGACAGUAUUUUCCUGAUGAAGAAGAUGAGAAAGGAGCGGCGAAAGCUCUGAUGCGGCUGCAGGACACGUAUAAACUAGACUCUGAGAGUUUUUCUAAAGGCACACUGCCAGGUCAGGAGCAGCUCACAGGGGUGCGCUACAGUGCUCUGCUGACAGUAGAUGAUUGUUCUGAUAUGGGGAAGUUGGCCUACAAUGAGAACGACUACUAUCACGCCGUGCUGUGGAUGCAGCAGGCUCUUAAACAGAUGGAUUCUGGAGAAGAUGCCAAGACGCUGAAGGCUGAUAUCUUAGAUUAUCUCAGUUACUCCGUCUAUCAGAUGGGUGACCUUCCACGAGCUAUCGAGCUCACACGACGCCUGGUGGCCAUCGAUCCCGGCCACCAGAGGGCAGGAGGGAACCUACGUUACUUUGAGCGUCUUCUGUCGAAAGAGCUGAGAGACGUGACUCAAGAGUCUGGUGAUGAGCGACCCAUUCAGCUGGACACUUAUGAGCGUCCUAAAGACUAUCUGCCUGAGAGAGAGAUCUAUGAAGCCCUGUGCAGAGGAGAGGGAGUGAAAAUGACUUCUCAGAGAAGCAGCCGACUCUUCUGUCGCUAUCAGAACGGGAACAGGAAUCCACGUCUGCUGCUGAAGCCCAUGAAGGAGGAGGACGAGUGGGACAGUCCUCAUAUCGUUCGCUAUCUGGAGGCUCUUUCAGACGAGGAGAUUGAGAAGAUCAAGGAGUUAGCCAAACCCAAGCUCACCAGGGCCACGGUGAGAGAUCCAAAAACUGGCGUUCUGACUGUCGCCCAUUACAGAGUUUCUAAAAGCGCGUGGUUGGAUGGUGAUGAUGAUCCGGUGGUGGAACGGGUCAAUCAGAGGAUACAAGACAUCACUGGAUUAUCUGUGGACACGGCAGAGCUUCUUCAGGUGGCUAACUAUGGUGUCGGAGGUCAAUAUGAACCACACUAUGACUUCUCAAGGAAAGAUGAACCUGAUGCUUUCAAAUCAUUAGGCACUGGAAAUCGUGUGGCUACUUAUUUACAUUAUAUGAGUGACGUGGAGGCGGGUGGAGCUACAGUUUUUCCAGAUUUUGGGGCCACUAUCAGGCCUAGAAAGGGAACGGCGGUGUUCUGGUAUAAUCUUUUUAAGAGCGGUGAAGGAGACUACAGGACGAGACACGCCGCCUGUCCGGUUCUUGUAGGGAGUAAAUGGGUGUCAAACAAAUGGAUUCAUGAGAGAGGACAAGAGUUCAGGAGACCGUGUGGCCUGACUCAAGCGGACUGAUGGAGGAUUGACACCCGCAGUGUCUCAACAUCAACACACACACCAGAGACCUGAGAGAUCUGUGCGGACGCUUUCUCUCCGUCAGGGAUUCUCUUUUAAUCAAGUGUCAUUAUGAGGAUGAUUUGCUGUUUUAGUGUUUGAUAUUUCUCGAUGGAUGUAAAGUGAUCCAGUGAUGCAUCAUGUCACAGCAGACCACUCUGUGUGUGUGUGUGUGUGUUUAUAUCCUGCAUAAAUUAUUGCUCUGUUCUUUUAAUCCUUGUUUUUAUGUUUGCAAUAAAAGAUUUGAACUUUAA
Molecule: messenger RNA, 2092 nt
Organism: Triplophysa dalaica
Lineage: Eukaryota; Metazoa; Chordata; Actinopteri; Cypriniformes; Nemacheilidae
Gene: p4ha2
Product: procollagen-proline, 2-oxoglutarate 4-dioxygenase (proline 4-hydroxylase), alpha polypeptide 2
Exons: 15
Coding region: 171-1799 (542 amino acids)
Biological process (GO): peptidyl-proline hydroxylation to 4-hydroxy-L-proline
Cellular component (GO): endoplasmic reticulum
Molecular function (GO): protein binding; iron ion binding; L-ascorbic acid binding
Source: RefSeq, a predicted model, not a curated record